Molecule: messenger RNA, 3910 nt
Organism: Petromyzon marinus (sea lamprey)
Lineage: Eukaryota; Metazoa; Chordata; Hyperoartia; Petromyzontiformes; Petromyzontidae
Source: RefSeq, a predicted model, not a curated record
ACCAAAGAAGAUGAAUCCUUGCAGUCACGAAAGCUUUAAAUCGAAACCAUACAAAAGAUUAUAAAAGUAUCCGCCGCUCUGUCCCAAGUCCCUCGCUGUGCGGCGCAACUGAUAAACUUUUGUUCGUGCCCGUGGUUCAUUGUAAACAAGAAAUCUGGUCUGGCGGGUUAGCCGAGGUAUGUGUGUCGUUCUAAAAAUACACCUUUUACUGGCACCAGUGACGUGGGUUGCGUCAGCAUGAUAAUGUUGCGAUUAUCCCAGGCGAGCCCGUGGUAGAAAAACACUGAAAAACCCCAACGGCAGUUCAGGUCAAAGCAAGUCGCUGUCACGAGGCUUGGGGAUGAGAAGACUCACUGGGUUGAAGCUCCAGAGACUCGCAAAGAUUCAAGAUCUUGACAGCUGGUGAUGCGCGCAUGUUGAUGACUUGAAGUGCAAAGAAGAACACAGAAUCAAGGGGCUUGUACGCCCUCGCCACUGGGUCACGUGUCGCACAUUCGAGCUCUUGUUCGCGACGGUGCAAUGUACGAGUCGAACGCUUCUGAAUGCCACGGUGCCGACGCAGAGGGCUGCGCUUGCAACGACGCGGAGGCCGGACGGAGCCCCGCUUUGGCCGUCGGUGGCAGUCGAGAUGCCGACGCCGAUUUGACCCCGACGAGCAUCAAUCCGUUUGCAGCGUGCGCACCUCCUGCAGGUGCGAGUCCGUCGACUCGAAGCCUCGACGAAACACCGCCGCCUGCGAACGGCGCCGGUGAGCAGGCGCGCGUUUCGGAGACUCACGUGGUGAACACGUCCGGAAUCGGUGUCAGCGCUGGUCCCGCGCCACCUGACCCAGGGAAUGAAAACAGCGCGCGCGAAAUACCAUCGCGUUACAAACCGCCCGAAAACGCACCGCGGGCGGGCGACGCUGUUGAGAUAUCAUUCGUUGAGCCCGGCAACGACUUUGUGGACUUGUCAGAGCGGAACGCCGUCGCCGCUUUAAGCGUGGACCAACUGCCAACCCCCAUCGUGAUCGGCUGCGAUCUGUUGCUGGAGGCUGCAUGUCAACGAGCCACUCCGACUGUGCAGCCGGACAAACUUUCGCUCGCUGAACGUCCACCUUCCUCCAAAAACGGCGACACGGUCCCUGACGGAGCACCCGCGGAAUGCAAAGUUUCGCUGGAGCAACGACAAGGUUCUGUCACGCUAGACGUGCGGCCCACCAAUGGAUCUGUGCGCUUAGGUCGCUGGAAAAGUUUUAGGAAUUCGCUCGGCGCUAACAGCCUGUCUGUUGAAAGUUCAAUCAUAAGCGACACCGAAUCUUACAUUCUCACACUCGGCAGGAAAGCCAGCGCUUGGGUAUCAAACGAGACUUACGUUCAUGAUUCUCAGCAGCAAUAUAAUCAUCAUCAGCAGCAGCAGCAGCAACAGCGUGGAACUGCAAGUGUUCCACCAGCCAAGAAAGCCAGUCCACACAAGGAGAGAUUUUACAGAUUUGGAAAGACUGUGCUGUGGGUGCUCUUCGCGAUAUUUUUGGUCGCUUUGUCACCACUCAUCAUGAUCGGAUAUGGGAUUUACGCCGUCAUUAACUGUAUCGCUUGUCCAAAAGAAAGGUCCAAUGACACGGUCACCUAAACUACUGGUUACAAAAGCUGCGUCCCGAAUACAUCUGUCAAACCAGAUAUCUCCGAGUGACAGUAUCUGUCUGCGGGAAAUCGCAUGUCCAAGAACAACAUUUUCACAAUAAUAUUGUAAGGGGUUUUUUUUUUAAUCAAGACUGCAUCGAUAACAUCUCGCAAGUUAUAGCCAACAGUGCAAACUUAGUUACAUUGCUUGGCGCCCCUGUUUACUUCAUCAACAAAUCCGUGCACCAUGUGUAAUUCGUAUAUAACGGGAAAUAAUAAUUAUCAUCUAUGUAUACAGAGGGGAGUGCGGGUGGUAGUGGUAAGUGUAGUGCGAUACGAACACAGGUGACUUGAGUUCAAUUUUCAACGAAAAGAUAGCAUCAGCCCUAAAUUAUUAGCUGGUGCAGUGAAUUAAAUUUGUGGUGCUGGCCACCUCGCUAUUCGACUGUGUGUGAGCAUGGAGCUAUCGCUGUAUAUACACAAUAUGUGCAUGUACAUAAUAUAAUAGGUUUGACUUUGCAAACGGUAAUUCAAAUUGUUAAACACCAAUGUUUAUCCUUUUGUAAAAAAAAAAUUAUAUCAAAUAAAAUACUCUGGAAUGGAGGUUAACUAAUGCAGCAUGGCAAAACUAUAAUUAUCAAAUACCCCUCGAAUGUUUUAUUUUUUUUAAAUAAAACUAUUGUGUUAAAACCAAGCAAUUCUAAGAGAGAGAGAGGGUGAGCUGACAACUUAAACUGUCAGGGUUGUGGAAUGGCCGGGUACUUUCAACCGAACGCAGCUACCCUUGUGGAGAAGCUGUCAUUUUCAAUUGUCGAGGUCGAGUUUUGACCCUUUCAAUCUGGAAAUUUCACCUCCAGCACAGGCCCGUGGCAGGCUUGGGGCAUUUUGUGGACAGAAGCCUCUGCUCUGUCAGCUACAACCGGUCGAAGGCAGGCGAUCCCCACGUGUCGUUCUGCUUUUGGUAAAAUCCAGUCGACAAACUGCAGGUGUUACAUUCACGGAUGUUAAUGCACAAUUAUCUAUACCUGCAUAACUUGUAUUGGUCAACUAGUCGCAUUUAAGCACACAAACGUGCAAAUUACUUACAAUGUCUCGAUCGCGCUGUAUAUAGCACGCAAAUGAGGUUGAUGGUUUGAACUGCGUUCUGUUAGGCGUGAUGUCCAAUGUUUCGCACCGUGGUGGGGAGGUUCUCUUUCAGGAACUAAAUUCAGUGCAUAUUAAAUUCGAAUGCAGCUCCCAAACAAGCCACCGAGCACGUGGACAUCGUGGCGAACAAAAACGCGCGGUACAACCCCAACACCUCAUCGGAGAGCUGUACAAGUUAUUUCUUACCUGUGUGGCAAUUUUACAUGGCCACAAUUACGCGGUGAUGAUAUACAAACGUCCAAAAAUUCGCUCUGUCUGCAUCAUCGGCAGUCAUUAUUACACAGGCACACACACACACAUACAUUUGCAGUUCGAUUGUGGAAUGCACAAUUUUUUUGCUCAGGGAUGUCCAAAUCCCACUGCCGUUCUCAAGCAUGCAUGGCCACAAUAUGCCAAAUGACUCCCCCCACCCCCGCCUCUCCAAUGAGUAAACACAGGCUGUGGUGCAAUUAGUAAUAAUAUACAAGGUAAUCAAUAUGACGGGGACAAAGGAUGAGUUGGGUCAAGGGGGUCAUCAUAAGGCCUCAGUAAAGCCUCAUUUCUCAUAAAGUGGUCUUCUUGGCCAAAUCCUGUUUAUAUUCCGGUCAACUCGACAUUUUAACUUCCAUUUAUAUAUUCCACCGCGAAGCAGUUGGAAAUAUAUAUAAAAUCAAACAUUUUCAAACAUUUACAAACAUUGUGAACAAUUGCACGUAAUGUACCCUAAUACAUUAAAGAUUGCGUGUAUUUUACAUAGCUGUGCAUCUUGAAUGCAAAUGGUUAGCAUUAGUAUGCAUGGGCGUUGUACGACAAUAAACACAGCGUGGAGUUUCAAAACGUAAAAGAGCUCAAAGACCGCAGCCUCCUCAAAAACCCACGCAGGGCGUUGUGGAUGUUGAAUUCGUUUCCAGCGCCUCUAGUUACACAGGAUCGUGUAUUUCUUCAGUGCGAGAUAUCUUAGCAGUUAUUACGUGUGUUAUCAUUGCUCCGCUAUACAGCAUCCCUGUACGAAAAUGAAACUGUGAUUUAUUUAUUUUGCUUUUAUGGUUACAAUGAGUAAAAUGGUAAUAUUUUUUUAUGUUGCUAUCAUGUAAUUAUUUUACCGGGGGGGGAGGGAGGGGGGUGGUGUCCCUUGUUUGUCCACUCUACAAUCAGCUACUGUGAAAUAAAUGUCUUCAAAUGUG